Molecule: messenger RNA, 2061 nt
Organism: Polyodon spathula (Mississippi paddlefish)
Lineage: Eukaryota; Metazoa; Chordata; Actinopteri; Acipenseriformes; Polyodontidae
Gene: nhej1
Product: nonhomologous end-joining factor 1
Exons: 8
Coding region: 104-1102 (332 amino acids)
Biological process (GO): double-strand break repair via nonhomologous end joining
Cellular component (GO): nucleus; DNA ligase IV complex
Molecular function (GO): DNA end binding
Source: RefSeq, a predicted model, not a curated record
CUAUCAUAUCACAUUAUGAAUGAAAGUACAUUCACAUAUGCCUGGAAUGAGGAAGUUUGUUCAGUACUGGCAUCUCUGAUUUUCAGACAAGCUCAAAGCCAGGAUGGAGGUGUUUGGGGAUUCAGUUGAGGCUCCUCUGGACCAGCCCUGGGUUCCUUUAGAUAUCGCAGACACCCCCUUCCUGGCCAAGGUCCACUUCGGGGACACGGCCUACCAGCUGCUGCUCUCGGACCUGCACUCUGUGUGGCACGAGGAGGCUGACGCCAAGACCAUUGGGGAGCGGUCCCAGGAGCUGAACAGACGCCUGAAAGCUCCGGUGUCGUCCUUCUUUCGUCAGCUGUGUGUCGUGGCUCGUCCAAAGCUAGAGGUGGGAGUGAGCGAGGACUCCAAGGCCGUGUUCUCCUACGAGCGCACCCCGGAGCGGCUGUCUCUGCGUGUGAAGAGCGAGCUGGCUGGAGUACCCUUCUACUGGGAGUUCCGCUGCACCCCCGCCACCGUCACAAUAGUGUGUCGGCACCUAGUGCACCCUCUUCUGACGAUGUGCCAGGUACUGCAGCGGCAGACCCAGGAUCUGAUGGGCUUGCUGGGGAGGAAGGAUGCUGAGAUUCAGGAUUACCAGGAGAACGGGGCCACGCUAAGUCGAGGUGGGGCUGGAGAUUGUUCGCGCGCACACACACAGCUGAUCCCAUCACUACUCCUUUCAGGUCGUUUGGAAACGGCUGUGUUCAGGGAGCAGGACUUCAAGAAGCUGUUUCUGUCUGAGAGACUGCCUGAGGUGUGUGCUGUGCAGGCCUGCAGAGGAUUCAGCAGAGAGAUCCAGGAGCUGUACACAGCAGUAACAACGCUCGGGUGUCACCGCAAGCGCAAGCACCCAGGAGGGGAGAGUGCAAGCGUCGUUCCCAACCAGGAACUGAAUUGCCCCUCUCCAGCCGUCGUAGAAGGAAAACAGGAAAGGGAAGUGAUCUCUUUUGCUGUAACCAAGGCCAGACAGGAGGAAGAUACCGUGCCGCCCACCCUUGAAGCAGCAUCUCCGUGCCCCGUUCCCCCUGAGCGCCCCUCCACCAGACCCAAGAAGAAAAAAGCCAAGGGGCUGUUCCGCUGAGGCCCCCCUGCAGCAACAACGUUGGCUUUCAGCAGUCGCUGUGCGGCCUUGUGGUUUCCUUUGGCAAAACUGUUCUUACCAAGAGUGGAGACUUUUUAAAUCUACACGGACAGGUGGUGCUUUUGCAUUGCCUUUUAAAAUAAUGUCACCUCUCUGGGAUUGUUAAGGACCCGUUUUACAGAACUCCGGGUGCCUGUCGGCCCCCACCAAAUCAUUUUAAUGUAUUUUAUGGUAGAGCUGUGAUGGCUCAUAGGGUUGCUUUUUUAAAUAUGCUUUUAAUAAACUGUAACAUUUUACCCAAACUGGCUCUCCAAAUUUAGUUGUAGGAUUGUACUCCUUUCUGAUUUGCUCUGUGCCUGUCUGUCUUGAGGAGAGACAUUUUCAUCAGCACCAUGAAACCCAUGUUAAACUCAGUCUCUGCAAUCUACAAUCCAGCCUGAAACUUGACAGUACACAAAGGCCAAAUAUAUUUCCUGAUCAUGAAAAUGAUUCACUGUCCUGAUAGCAUGACACAGGCUGUCAAGCAGGCAAUGAGGAAUCACACAAUGCAAAAAAGAUUGGACUUUUAAACACAGUACAAUUUAUCUUAAGUUUACAUAAUUUAACAAUUUCCAUUUAACCUUAUUUUCCCAACAUUGAUGUUCUGGUUUAUCCAGCUAUAAAAGGCAACUGUGAUUUGUUAUUUAAGAGCCAGUAUCCCUCCAAUAUAAGUUAUAGCAAUUCAGUCGUUUUCCUGUGUUUCUGAUUUCACCUGAAUCCCCGGCGAAAACAGGUUCAUUUCUCAGCCAUGACAUGAACCUGCGCUCCCUUGACUGUAGGACUCACCCUGCACACCACACGGUUGUGCCUUUACCAGGUGAGCCACUCGGGGACCGUUGUUUCACUUUCACAGUUCUAAGAUAUCAGGUUACUACCAUUGCUUCAAAGUGGCUAUUAAAUGAAGAUUAUUUUAUACCAAA